Messenger RNA from Eimeria tenella, 1638 nucleotides. RefSeq lists its product as uncharacterized. The coding region runs from base 1 to 1638 and encodes 545 amino acids. The transcript has 3 exons. The record is from RefSeq and is a predicted model, not a curated record. NCBI's taxonomy places the organism in Eukaryota, Apicomplexa, Conoidasida, Eucoccidiorida, Eimeriidae.
AUGGCACCUCCUGUGACCGCAACGUGCGCCCUCCAGGAGGAGCAGCAGCAGCAGCAGCAACAGCAGUCACAGCAGUUGCUGCAGGAAGAGCCCCUGCCGCUGUCGAGUGGGGCGUCGCUGCGCCGCAGACAGAGGCUGCCACCAGCCGACGCUGCAGCAGCUGCAGCAGCUCCAGCUUCAUCAGCAUCACUAGGGACCAGCUGCAACAGCAACAGCAGCACUCCUGCGGGUCUAAGGGGCUGGUCGCAGCAGCUUCGCCAGGAGGAGCAGCAGCAGCAGCAGCGGCAGGAUGGGCAGCUUCUGCUGCCCUACUUAACCGUGGCAGCAGCAGACACGGCGCAGCAGAGCAGAGCCUUUGGGCUGCCGUUGCCUUCGCUCAGCACGAAAGCAGCAGAUGCAGCAGCAGCAGCAGCAGAGAGUGCGCAGCAGUGCAUGCAUGAGACUUUCGGUUCAGGUUUGCUGCCGCAGGGAGCAGCUUCAUUCGGGGGCCCUGCAACGCUGCAGCUGCAGCGGCUCCUGCGGCAGCUGCUGGCUGCUGCUGCUCCCCUGCGGCUGCUGUCGCUGCUGCUGCCGGGCCAAAUCGUCAAAGCGGUGCAGUUGGCGCUGCAGAUGCUGCUGCGCAGGCCAACGCAGCAGCAGCAGCAGCAGCAGCAGCAGCUGCGCUGCAGCCAAGGCGCACUCACGCUGGCGCUGGGGCCUGCAGGCGCACUGCAGCAGCAGCAGCUGCGGCCCCAGGUGGGGCUGCUGCCGCCGCAGCAGCACCGAAGGCUGCAUGGGAUGGCGCAGCAGUCAACGCUGCUUGUUGCAGAUGCAUGCAGCAGCGAAAGGAGCCGCCAGGUGGACAAAGGGGGAUGUGUUGCUCUCACUGCUGCUCCCGUUGCUGCUGCUGCAGCUCCUGUUGAGACCUGGCAGCAGCAGCAGCAGUCGCAGCAGGAGCAGCUGCUGCUCGGCAGCGUGCCGCAUGACCGUCUGAUUGUGCGCGGCGGCGAGGCCGAUUCGCUAGCGGAUCUGCUGCUAGACCCACAGCAGCAACACAGCAGCAGCAGCAGCAGCAGCACGAGCCGCAGCGUCUGCUGCGCACUGUUCGUCUACGGGGACGCCUACACAACCGGGGAGGUGAACCCCACACCUCGUUUGCUGCUGUCGUACUCGGACGGCCUGCUGCAGCUGCUGCAGCGGCGCCCGCCGACUGCUGCCGCUGCAGCAGCAGCAGCCUUUUGGGGCAGCAGCAGCAGCAACGGAAGCAGAAGCAGCAGCAAGGGCUGGGACGGCUCUAUUCCUGAAGGCGGCGAGUGGGUCGAAGCUUGGCGUGACUGGUUUGACCCUCCACUAGAGAACCUCUUUUUGCUGCCACCCCUCAGCAGCAGCAGCAGCAGCAGCAGCAGCAGCUGGGGUGUGUACGGACCACUGGUCUGCGGCAACAGCCCAUCUGGCGUGACUGUCUUUUGCCCGCUGAGCCCGCGGUGUAUAUACACCCCGCCGUCUUGCUGCUGCUUCUCCAGCUUCACUCUUUUCGGCUGCUGGGCCCAUUUUCUGGGGCAUCGUCAGGUUGCUGCUGCUGCUCAGCAGCAGCAGCUGCGUGGCUGUGGUAAGCAGGAGAGGCUUGCUGGUGCUGCAGCAGCUGCUGUUCCGUUCUGA